Molecule: messenger RNA, 1422 nt
Organism: Phytophthora sojae
Lineage: Eukaryota; Oomycota; Peronosporomycetes; Peronosporales; Peronosporaceae
Exons: 1
Coding region: 1-1422 (473 amino acids)
Biological process (GO): protein polyubiquitination; positive regulation of proteasomal ubiquitin-dependent protein catabolic process; ubiquitin-dependent protein catabolic process
Cellular component (GO): cytoplasm; ubiquitin ligase complex
Molecular function (GO): ubiquitin conjugating enzyme binding; ubiquitin protein ligase activity; zinc ion binding
Source: RefSeq, a predicted model, not a curated record
AUGGAGCUCGCGAUGCGCCGCCGAACCUUCUGCGGCAGGUCGCACCUGCACCGCCUCAAGGCAGAGCGCUCGAGCAUGUCCAAGCUGGACGACGAGCACCAGCACCACCAGCAGCUCCACACCAAGCCGUCGCUGCCCAGCCCGCGACCCAUCCGGCUGCUGCACGAGAGCGCCAUGGCCGAGCUCUUCCAGGAGCAGCUGAGCCAUCAGUCGCGCUCUGGUCGCCGACGUCCCGCGUGCUCCUUCUCCUCCUCGCACUCGUCGUCCGAGUCGUCGACGGCCUCGCUGCGGCGACUGCUCGAAGAGUCCGAGGAGCAACUCGCGCGCGCCCUCGCCCAAGCAGAGGACGCCACGGUUGACGCCGCCCAGCUGGACGAGCUCGGCGCCCGAGUUGCCGCCUUCUCCGCCGCGUCGUCCUUGCUCCGAGCGAGCAUCUCCAGCAGCGUGUUGCUUGGAGGUGGCCCCGACUCCGACCGAGACGGCUUCGAACCGGAGCGGCCGGACCUGCCCAUCAUGAGCUCGUCCGCUCCUGCGGCUACGGGCACCAGCGUCACCGCCGUGGACGCAGUCGACGGCUUCGACACGGCCAGACGGCGCGAGUGCCAGAUCUGCUUCGAGAAGCUGGACGCACUGCAGGCGCACGUGUGCGUGGCAUGCUGCGGAUCUUUCUGCGCCAACUGCACGCGCUGGUACAUCGAAUACAAGGUGCUGGAAGGCGAGGUCUCGCCCAAGAAGAUGGUGUGUCCUGCCCCACAAUGCACGCGACCCUUGUCCGAGGACCUCAUUGAAGCGAUGGUGUCCCCUGACACGUUCUCCAAGUACAAGAAGUUCCUCAAGAACCAGAAGGUUGGCAUCCGCUUCUGCCCCCGCGCUGGAUGCUGCGCCGUCUUGGACGAGCCGCUCAACUCGUCGUCGCGCAGAGUCAAGUGCCAAGCCUGCAGGGAGGAGUCGUGCAUGCGGUGCGGUGGGGAUUUCCACAAGAUCCCGACGUGCCGUCGCGUGGAGAAGCGUUUCGGCCGCUGGAAGAAGCGGCACAACGUCCGAGCAUGCCCCAGCUGCAAGGCUGUCAUCGAAAAGCAGGGAGGCUGCUCGCACAUGAAGUGCUUCCAGUGCGACCAAGAGUUCUGCUGGUCCUGCCUGCGCCCGUGGGACAACCACAACGAAACGUUGUGUCUGCCGCUGAGCUUCCUGCGCUCCAACAGCCGCAAGUACGGUUGCUGGGCCCCGAUGCGUGUUGUCACCAAAACGACAAUCGUCGGCGUGGCGACGGUAGCCGUUGUCGCCGGAGCAGGACUCGCCGUCGUCGUACUGCCGCCAGUGCUGGGCUUCCAGUACGCCAAGGACGCGUAUCGGCGCCACAAGUACAUGCGCGCCUCGUAUCUCCGCAUGACGAACGGAGACGCCUAUCUUCGUUAUCACUAA